AUGGCAGGAGGUGCUUAUUCGUUGUUGCAGUGUCUCUUUCGGCUGCGCGUGUUGGGCUGCCCGACAGCCCAACUGAAGAUUGACGUGCUAUUAUGGUAUGCUUGUGCGCGACCACAGCGGCAGCCUCAGAGCUGUGAAAACCAGCAACACCAACAGCAGCUUCAUGUUUUAUUGCCGCUCCAACAGCAUCCGCAACAGCAGGACCAAUUUACUGUAAAGAAUAUCAGCAAGACAGCCACCAGCAUCGCGGAGCUGUGUCCAAUUCGCGCGGAGUCCCCGCUGCAUUUCCUGGCUGAGGCAGCUGUCGCAGAUGCGCACGCAACCGAGCAGGAGGCAAUCGCAGCCAGCGCCAUCGCGCUUCUGGCGCCUCUUCCGCCUCUUCCGCCUGCUGCCGACUAUCCUCCGCCAGAAUUCCCACCUGCCAAGCGCCAGAAGCAGCAGCAGCCGCCAACCGCUGCCGCCGCCACCGUCGCCGCCACCGCCACCGCCACCGCAGCAGCAGCGGCAUCCUCUGCCCCCGAGGAUGCUGAGGCGGCGGCGGCGGCGGCUGUGGCGGUGACGGCGGCAGGGACUUCAGACAGCGCAGCGGCGGCGAAUGUGGCCGGCGCCAGCGCAGCUACUCGCGCCGCCGUAGCGGACGGCGCCGCGGAAUGUGUCCACCGGGGUAUGUCGUACUCCGUCAGCAGCGGCGGUGGCGGCGCGGACCUUUGCGAUCAACUCCGCGGGCAAUGCGACUUCGAGGCCUUCAACGGGCACGGGGGAUAUGAAUCUCUGCAGUUGAACUUCGACACUGUCGGCAAUGGCAACGGUCGCUCCUCUGCGCUUGAUAUGGGCGACGAUGGUCGUGACGCCGCCGCCGCCGCCGCCGGUGCAAUCGGUGGCAACGGCGGCAUCACGACCACCAACGUCGGCGGCGGCGGCGAGCAGGAGCUGUUCGGCUGGCUUAUCGGGGAGCCGUACGGGGAGGUACCGCCCAGUGUGGCGGCGGCGGCGGCGGUGACGGCGGCGCCAGUGGCGGCGGCGGCGGCGGCGGCAGGAGAAAGCCUUACCGGCGGUGCAGACGCUGCCGGUGCAAGUCGCCAGGAUCGCCGUGCUGGGUACGACGUCCCUUUCGAAGCGGAUUAUUAUCUUCCACCUCCACCUCCACGUAAUCAACAACAGCUACAGCUACAGCAACAGCCUUGGGAACUACAAGACUUCGCAGAAGGGCACUCAUUGUACACUGAUGUACGCGCUAGGAGCGUUGGGCCGCCGCCGCCGCCGCUGGCGCCGCUGGCGGAGCUGGCGGCGGCGGAGCCACCGUCGGUGAGCCGUAGCGGCUGGGAGCAGCACCCCGAUCUGUUAGAGAAGCAUGCUGAGCUGGCGCCGGCGGCGGCGGUGGCAACGGCGGCGGGAGCGGCGGAGCAGCCCCCUGGCGACGAGGAACAGGCGCAGCAGCGGUUGCUCCGAACUAAGAAAGGUCGGAAACUGGGACGCGCGCAGGUCGAGGCCUCCUCACGGCGUGUACGGGAGGUGCUUCGACGUCACCAAAUUGCCGUACCUGCCGUACCAUUCCUCCCGCAUCUCAACUUGGGUAGCGGCGGCGGCGGCGGCAGUAGCGGUAUUGUUGGCGGUGCCGGGAAUAUUGGCGUUGCACAGUACGCCACAGACGAUACAACUGCCGAUGCUAGCGGGGCCGACGACGCCUCGGCCCUAGUGCCGUACGAUAGCGGCGGCGGCGGAGGUAUCGCCAUGGUUGCGGCCGCCGCCCCUGGUAUUGAGCUUCAGAGCGGCGCUGGUACGGCAUUGACGGCAGGGGUCGGCUCCGUCGCCGCCGCUGACGGCGGCGGCGUACCGUCAGCCGUCAGCGGCGGCGGCGGUGGCGGCGGUCGGUCGUGUUAUGAGUGCGGUGCCACCAAGACCAAGUGUUGGAUGUCUCAUAAGCAAUUUCCUGAGGAGAGGACUUGUAAGGCUUGCUAUAAGAGGUACUUACGACACAAACACUACGGACGUGUGGCGCCUUUGCCGUUGUGCGUGGGGGAGGAGGAGGACGAAGCAUGGGCGGCAGCGGCGGCGGCAGCAGCGGCGGCGGCGGCGGCGGGAGCUGCGGCGGCGUCAACGGACCCUGGCGCUGUACGGCAGGAUCUAACUGAGUUCCGGCGGGGGCACCAGCCGGCCCCGCCGCCGCUGCCGCCGGGGACAGGCUUGGCGGGCGCUGGCGGCGGCGGCGACGGUGACGGUAGUUGCACGUCAACUGCUGCCGUGGGUACGGCAGUACGACGGUGCUACGAAUGCGGAACAACUAGAAGCGGGGGUCACGGAAGUUACGAGCGCCAGGCGCCGCAAGUGAUGUACCGCCGGUAG
Messenger RNA from Volvox carteri f. nagariensis, 2343 nucleotides. RefSeq lists its product as uncharacterized. The transcript has 5 exons. NCBI's taxonomy places the organism in Eukaryota, Viridiplantae, Chlorophyta, Chlorophyceae, Chlamydomonadales, Volvocaceae. The record is from RefSeq and is a predicted model, not a curated record. The coding region runs from base 1 to 2343 and encodes 780 amino acids.